AUGGCGCUCAUCGCGAGUUCGCUCGGCGAUGACGUCGCGCUGGACCAACGCUGGACGUACGGUGAGCUGAGAGAACGCGCGGAGACGUUCGCGCGGGCGCUGAGGGAUCUGGGAUACGCCGAACGGGAGGCGAAAGCGCUUGGGGUGCGCGCGCGGAACGGAGGGGACGCGCUGACGGCGUAUUUGGGAGGGGCGUUGGCGGGAAGCGGGACGCGGACGUGCGGCGCGCGAGAGGACGCGCGAGAGGCGUUCGGAAACGGGAAGACGCGAGGAACGAUGGUGGAGUUCGUCGACGCGGAUGUGGUGGGAUCGAUCGUCGGGGCGCACGAACCGAUCGCGCUGAACGGAGGGACGGUGAAGGAUAAGGUUAUUUUAUACGAGGUGCUUCGGGCGGCGUACGGACGCGCGGAGGACGGCGAGGACGGAGACGCGACGACGUCGGCGACGGUAGACGCGCGGUACAUGUUCGGGGGGGAUAAGGUGACGAGUGGAAUGACGCUCGCGUCGGCGGCGGCGCGCGCGGCGGCGGCGCUGGACGUGCGAGAGACGGACGCGGUGUGCGUGCCGGUGCCGCUCGGACACGCGAUGGGUUUCGGUUUCGGCGCGCUCGCGGCGUUGACGAGCGGCGCGCGAUUGGUGCUCCCACCCACGAUGGGUAGCGCCGCCGACGGUGACGCCGCGCGACGCGCGAUGUUCGAGGCCACGCUCGAAGCUUUGCGCUCCGAAAAAUGCACGCUCGUCGUCGCCGACUCGCACGUGACGCGCUCGGCGAACGAGCUCGCGCCCGACCUCUCGGGACUCGACGAACUGCGCGGUGGCCUCGUCAAGGUGGGCUCGGGCGAUGACGUCGGCAUGCAAGAUCCCGUGAAAUUUCUCGGCGUCGAUCUUCUCACCGUGGGCGUCGCCAAACCGAAGUAG
Ostreococcus tauri is the source of this 918-nucleotide messenger RNA. Its product is annotated as AMP-dependent synthetase/ligase. The record is from RefSeq and is a predicted model, not a curated record. NCBI's taxonomy places the organism in Eukaryota, Viridiplantae, Chlorophyta, Mamiellophyceae, Mamiellales, Bathycoccaceae. The coding region runs from base 1 to 918 and encodes 305 amino acids. The transcript has a single exon.